AUGGACGCAGAUGCGACACAUAUUCCCCCCACUGGCCCUCCCGACGCCCCGGAACGCCCCCAAGAACAUCAGGAGACGCACGAAAUCCCCGGUCCCGCAACCGAAAUGAUGGCUCCAGGCGAGACUCGCGCCAGACCGGCAUACAAUAACAACGGGUACAGCAGCGACUCGCGCGCCCACUAUUCAUCCCACAGCUAUGAAUUCCACUCCCCGGGACGCGACGUCCAGUCCGUCGAUGGUGAUCAGUCCCGACCGAACCUCUCUUCGUCUCUAAGCCAUCAGCCACUUCCAUCAUCAUCAUCACGACCGAGUUCGGAUCUCUCCCAUAGUCACGAAAGACAGGGCCAAUCGCAGCCCACCCAAGAGUCGAGUCAGAAACAAUCAUCCCAACAGACGAAAAACAGCGUGGUGAUUAAAGUUGGAAUGGUUGGCGAUGCGCAGAUCGGGAAGACUAGUUUGAUGGUCAAAUACGUGGAAGGGAGUUGGGAUGAAGACUACAUUCAAACGCUAGGCGUCAACUUUAUGGAGAAGACAAUUUCUAUCCGCAAUACGGAGAUCACGUUUUCGAUCUGGGAUCUUGGUGGUCAGCGCGAAUUCGUUAAUAUGCUUCCCCUCGUGUGCAACGAUGCUGUGGCGAUCCUGUUCAUGUUCGAUCUUACGCGCAAGAGUACCCUUAACUCCAUCAAGGAAUGGUACCGCCAGGGUCGUGGGUUUAACAAGACGGCUAUCCCAUUCCUGAUUGGAACGAAAUAUGACCACUUUGUCAACUUUCCACGUGAGGAUCAGGAGGAGAUAUCCAUUCAGGCAAGGAGAUUCGCCCGGGCAAUGAAGGCGAGCUUAAUCUUCAGCAGUACCAGUCACAGUAUCAAUGUGCAAAAGAUCUUCAAAAUUGUCCUGGCGAAAGCCUUCGACCUGAAGUGUACUAUCCCCGAAAUCGAAAACGUUGGCGAGCCACUGCUACUGUACAAGAAUGUCUAA
This is a messenger RNA of Aspergillus tanneri, 978 nucleotides long. RefSeq names its product Spg1/Tem1 GTP-binding protein. Lineage: Eukaryota; Fungi; Ascomycota; Eurotiomycetes; Eurotiales; Aspergillaceae. The coding region runs from base 1 to 978 and encodes 325 amino acids. Gene Ontology annotation, biological process: regulation of exit from mitosis. The record is from RefSeq and is a predicted model, not a curated record. Gene Ontology annotation, cellular component: spindle pole body. Gene Ontology annotation, molecular function: GTP binding; GTPase activity. The transcript has 4 exons.